AUCCGGAUUGUCUGUGGCACUGUGCCAGCCUGGUGUGUGUCUUAUAGGAGUAGCCAGUAGCGCUACUCCGUGUUGCCGUUUCUCCAGUCUCCGCUCUCCAUUUCCGCCGCCGCCGCCGAGGCGACCGGUUUUGACUGGGAGAUCGGCGAGCGACAGCUUGCCCUGCCGUUUCUGAGUUGUGAGCGCGCCUCCACCUUCUCCGGUAGAGCCCACGGGUACUAAAUCCCCCCGCGUGCUCCCUCCGCCGGGGACGAUGCCUUCCGGCUCCGGCUCGGUCUCUGACCCCUUGCUCGCGCCUUCCGAUGGCACGGAGGACGCGGCGGUGGACCACUGCGGCCACUCCGCCGACCGCGGCGCCACCAGCCGCUGGAGGUCGGCUCUCUUCAUCAUAGCGGUGGAGAUCGCGGAGCGGUUCGCGUUCUACGGGGUGUCGUCGAACCUGAUCAGCUACCUGACGGGGCCGCUCGGGGAGGGGAACGCGGCGGCGGCGGCGGCCAUCAACGCGUGGAACGGGGCGGCGCAGCUGCUGCCGCUGCUGGGCGGGGCCCUCGCGGACAACUGGCUCGGCCGCUACCGCACCAUCACGCUCGCCUCGCUCCUCUACGUCCUUGGUUUAGGCAUGCUGGCCUUCUCAACCUUGCUCACCUCCGGCAGCGGCCACCAAUGCACCACCGCCGGCGGGAAGAGUUGCUCGCCGUCCACUCUCCAGGUGGCCUUCUUCUAUGUCUCCCUCUACAUCGUGGCCGUCGCGCAGGGCGGCCACAAGCCGUGCGUCCAGGCGUUCGGUGCGGACCAGUUCGACCAGAGCGACCCCAAGGAGUCCGUCUCCAGGAGCUCCUUCUUCAACUGGUGGUACUUCGGCAUAUGCGCCGGCACCGCCGUCACGCUCGUGCUCCUCAGCUACGUGCAGGACAACAUCGGCUGGGGCCUUGGUUUCGGCAUCCCGUGCGCCGUCAUGGCCUGCGCACUCGCUGCGUUCUUGCUCGGCACACGGACGUACCGCUACUACGUCUCCACCGGCAAGCGGAGCCCGCUCGCUCGUGCCGCCGAGGCUUUCGCGGCGUGGCGGAGCAGGCGGAAGGAAGGCGCUAUGCAACCGGCUUCGCAGGCACGCGAUCGAGCGACAACAGAGUCGAUGGAAUUCAGUACCAGAGUCGAUGAGGAGGGGCAGGAGGUGGUGAGCAAAGCAGGCGUCGUAGAGGAGGCCAAGGACGUCCUCCGGCUGUUCCCGAUAUGGGCGACGUGCCUGAUCUACGCCGUGGCGUUCUCGCAGUCGUCGACGUUCUUCACCAAGCAGGCGGCGACGCUUGACCGGCGCGUCGGCCAGCGGCUCAAGGUGCCACCGGCCGCGCUGCAGAGCUUCAUCAGCAUCACCAUCGUGGUGUUGAUCCCCGUCUACGACCGCGUCAUCGUGCCGCUGGCGCGCCGUUACACCGGCAAGCCGUCCGGCAUCACCAUGCUGCAGCGCAUCGGCAUAGGGAUGGCGCUCUCCCUCGUGUCCAUGGUGAUCGCGGCGCUCGUCGAGACGCAUCGGCUCAGGGUCGCGCGGGACGCAGGCCUGGUGGACAAGCCGACGGUGCCAGUGCCGAUGAGCCUGUGGUGGAUGGUGCCGCAGUACGUGCUGUUCGGCGCCGCGGACGUGUUCACCAUGGUCGGGCUGCAGGAGUUCUUCUACGACCAGGUGCCCGACAAGCUGCGCAGCCUCGGGCUGGCGCUCUACCUCAGCAUCUUCGGCGUCGGCAGCUUCAUCAGCAGCGCGCUCGUGUCAGGCAUCGACAGGGUGACGACGGCGAAGGGGCGGAGCUGGUUCACCAACAACCUGAACCGCGGCCACCUCUACUACUUCUACUGGCUGCUCGCCGCGCUCAGCGCUCUGGAGCUCCUCGCCUAUGUCUUCUUCGCGGUAACUUACAAGUACAAGAACAAGGGAGCCGUGCAUGCAACUCUUGCUGCUUAGCUACAUGUACUAGUACUAGUACUAGUUGUGACAUACAUAAUUCAUUCGACAAAUUUAUCAUGAGGGAGCGUCAUCCGAUAGUUUAUCAGAUCUAAAAUAGUGCUUUCCCUCAACUAGGAUUUAUGAUGCAAAUUAAACUUGUCUUAUAUUGAUUCCCAUCUGUAUCUGUUGGGAGGGCUAUACAAUGAUGCUUUAAGCCA
Messenger RNA from Phragmites australis (common reed), 2157 nucleotides. RefSeq names its product protein NRT1/ PTR FAMILY 5.10-like. Gene Ontology annotation, cellular component: membrane. NCBI's taxonomy places the organism in Eukaryota, Viridiplantae, Streptophyta, Magnoliopsida, Poales, Poaceae. The transcript has 4 exons. The record is from RefSeq and is a predicted model, not a curated record. Gene Ontology annotation, molecular function: tripeptide transmembrane transporter activity; dipeptide transmembrane transporter activity. Bases 254 to 1957 code for a protein of 567 amino acids. Gene Ontology annotation, biological process: transmembrane transport; dipeptide transport.